AUGGAGGCACUUGCUGCUCUUAACAUUGCGGGCAAUAUUAUGAAAUUUGUAGAUUUUUCUAGCAAGAUAAUAUCCGAAGCUCGUGCAAUCGAGAAGAACGGAGAAUCAUCAUCCAUUGCUGAUCUCCAGCGCUUCACCUUAAGCUCCACGAAGCACGCGAGGAUCAUCAGAUCCCGUCUUCAAGCUAGCAGCUACACAAGACCUCUCAGCGAGGAGAAUCAGCACCUUGUUGACUUGGCAGCGGACUGCGAACGAGCCGGACAUGAGUUUGCAGUUUGUUUGUCCACAUUUUCGACUUCUCGAACGGCAAGAAACUUCCUACACAAUCUGAAAGACAGUAUCAGAAUUCGAUGGCGACACGAGGCAAUUGUUGCCUUCGUCGAGAAGCUUGAGAGCUUUCGGGGUGCCUUGACACUUGCAGCAAUACUCGCUUUUCAAUCCAAUGUCGACGAUCGCAACGAGAAUAUCAUUCCAUAUGAAGGAACUGCAGAAUCACAUUCUGCCUCAAAUCUGGUAAUACAACGAAAACUACAGAGUUGCCUGGGUGACAUCAGCUCACUGCAUCGAUCCACGCCGCAAAACCAGACCAUUCUGAACUGGUUGAAGUUUCGACAAAUGGCUUGGAGAUACGAAGAGAUAUGCGUCGCUUAUCGAGAGACAUUUCAAUGGAUGUUCAGACUACCAGGUCUAGCAGAUGCAUGGGAUGACUUUGGAAAUUAUUUAAGCGGAGAGGGUAUCGAUGCACCCUACUUCAUCAAUGGAAAGGCUGGAAGCGGAAAAUCAACCCUUCUCAGGUUCAUUGUCGACAAUGAGCAAACAUAUAACAAGCUGGCUUUCUGGGCGCCGCAAAAUCAGCUCAUUGUGCUUCAUUUCUUCUAUUGGAAUUUGGGCACACCAUUACAGAAGCGCCGGACUGGAAUGCUCCGGUCCAUUCUUCACGAAGCACUAUCCAAGUACCCUGAGCUCAUUCCAUCAACACUUCCAGAUAUCUACAGCAACCGGAAGGAAUCUUAUGUGAACGAUGUGCCGACCUUCGAAGAGAUGAAAUGUUUGUGGAGAAAGCCUCACAAUUUCUUAAGAUAUGCAUCUUCAUUGACGGCAUAG
Molecule: messenger RNA, 1104 nt
Organism: Botrytis porri
Lineage: Eukaryota; Fungi; Ascomycota; Leotiomycetes; Helotiales; Sclerotiniaceae
Exons: 3
Coding region: 1-1104 (367 amino acids)
Source: RefSeq, a predicted model, not a curated record